Prorocentrum cordatum is the source of this 1030-nucleotide messenger RNA. Lineage: Eukaryota; Dinophyceae; Prorocentrales; Prorocentraceae. The record is from the annotation of a GenBank genome assembly.
GAUGCAUCGGCGAUCCUCCUUCACCAUCUACUCGGACCCCAUCUAAUCUUGAAUGUUGACGGUCCAGUUUUCUUGGAAUGUUUGCAGCGGGAGCUCGCGCCACACUUCGGUCUGGGUCUCGUCAUUGUCUUGACGGCCCCGUCGAGCCAACCCGUGUCGCUCGAGCCCGCGCGCCCUACGUCUCCCCGAUGCAGCUGUAUUCGCUGGCGACGCCGAACGGCUGGAAGGUGGGCAUACUGCUGGAGGAGCCCGGCUCCUCGAGCGUCAAUCGGCAGGGGCGACCAGUUCGCCUCCGGCUUCGUGGGCGCGAGCCCGAACUCGAAGAUCCCGGCCCUCGUGGACCGCGACGGGCCCGGGGGCGAGCCGCUGGCGCCUCCUAGGAGAGCUGCGCGAUCAUGGUGUAUCUGUGCGAGAAAGUUUCCCGACAGGGGCUUCCUGCCCUCGGACCCCCGGCUGCGGGGGGAGUGCCUGCAGUGGCUCUUCUGGCAGGCGGCCGGGCAGGGCCCCAUCACGGGGAACUACGGGCACUUCAUGGUGUACGCGCCCGCGGAGACCAGGCGGAGGCCCGCGACUACGGCGUGGCGCGCUACGGGAUGGAGGUGCAGAGGCUCUGCGACGUCCUCGAGCGGCGCCUGGCCGGCCACGGCGACUCCCGGGGGGGCGCGGGCGCCCGCGCGGAGGGCCCCCGCACGUUCCUGGUGGGCGAGCGGUACACGGUGGCAGACAUGGCCUGCUUCCCCUGGUUCGCCGUGCUGCGGGGCAAGGGCUACGACCGGGAGGGCCAGCCACGGACCAGGGACUUCCUGGGGAUCCAGAGGUAUCAGCACCUGAGCGCCUGGGCGGAUCGCAUCGAGGCGCGGAUCCAGGUGCGGCGCGGCAUGCGCGUCUGCGCCGGCUCUCCGAAGCCGUGGCUGGACCCGGGGCACCCGCUGCACGCGGAGGGCGGCGCCGCCAGCAAGCUCUGAGGGGCCCCGCGCGGUGGGUGGGGGGGGGUCAGGAGCCUCCGGCCGCGAGCGCGAGGGCUGCGGCG